Molecule: messenger RNA, 942 nt
Organism: Cryptomeria japonica (Japanese cedar)
Lineage: Eukaryota; Viridiplantae; Streptophyta; Pinopsida; Cupressales; Cupressaceae
Exons: 1
Coding region: 1-942 (313 amino acids)
Molecular function (GO): zinc ion binding; nucleic acid binding
Source: RefSeq, a predicted model, not a curated record
AUGGGUUUUCAAGUGGACCCAGGGGAUGGGUCACAGGCUUCUCGAGGUCUUGUCAUGGGGGCAACGAAACGGGCCUGUUUGAAUGGAGCCACGAAUAAUUGUUGGGCUGCAUUAUUUGGGGUUAAGUUGAUUGGAAAGUCCUCUUUUCCACCUAUUUCUAUUACUUGUGAUAAGGCUAGUGGAAAGGUUGCUUUGUCUAUCCCAGACCAGGUGAUUGAUCACAACGUCGAUGUUAUGGCACUCACCCUUGUUGGAAAGUUCACGAGACCUAGACACAACAUAGACUCAGUUAGGGUCUUUGUUAGUCAAAGGUGGAAGAUUAAAGGGCAAGUUGAGGUUUCAGCUCUCCCUCAAAGUUUUUUCUCCUUUGCAUUCUCAUGUGUUGAGGAUAUCAUGACUAUUCUUUGUGUUUGUCCAUGGAUUAUGGGGAGAUCCUCCUUAACCCUUAAGAAGUGGAGUCUGAAUAUGGAUAUGUUUGAUGCCUUUUUUGAAACCAUUCUUGUAUGGGUUAAGCUGUCAGGGCUUCCGUUGGAAUACUGGCAUGAAGAUAUUUUUAAGGGCAUUGUUGGAGUGUUUGGUGAACUUCUAUCGAUUGACCCUAUGACGAUGGCUACGAAAAGAAUGGUCUAUUCUAGGAUUUGUGUGGGGGUUUCUAGAUCUAAGGAUAUUCCUUCGUCAGUUGAGCUGGUGUCAAAGUUGGGAAUGCUAGUUCAAACUAUUGAGUUUGAAUCAUUACCUUUUAUUUUCUUCUUGUGUAAAAAGGCAGGCCAUUGGGCAAAGAAAUGUCCUCAGAACCCUAAGAUGGAUUCUAAUAAAGGAACUAAUGUCUGGAAACCCAAAAUUGUGGAAGAUGAUACCCAGAUUAAGAUUGGUGGUUUUGUGCACCAGAAAGGGCUUGAUGGAAGCCACGAAACCAAUAACAUGGCCAAAAUGAUGAGGUGA